This is a messenger RNA of Protopterus annectens (West African lungfish), 4944 nucleotides long. RefSeq lists its product as uncharacterized. Lineage: Eukaryota; Metazoa; Chordata; Ceratodontiformes; Protopteridae. The transcript has 22 exons. Bases 1 to 4944 code for a protein of 1647 amino acids. The record is from RefSeq and is a predicted model, not a curated record.
AUGGAUAACAGUCAACGGUCAAUGGACAGUUUCCUGGUAAGUACUAUACGAUGCAAUGGUAUCCAGGAUAAUGAUGGUGGACCGAAUAUCCAGACAUUGUGGGACAGAUGGGAAGAAGAGAGAAGUAAAAGGUGCAAUAAUACACUUAAUAAUGUGGGUUGCAAACUGUCAGCAUCUCUUCCAGUGGAAAUUGACAUUAACAACAGAUUGAAAGGUUAUGAAAUGGAACUGACUGACAGAAAGAAGGGCAAGUUACUUUGUGAUUUGCGGGACUUUGAAAAUGGGAAAGCUUUUUCAAAAAGAGCCAAUUGGAAAAAAAAAAAACAUAAUCACGUCAAAUUUACACAAGCAGGAAGUGAUGCACAGUACCAUGACUCCUCAUUCUUGGCAUCCGAAGGGUACUACACUUUUUUUGAAGAUGAAAAUGGAGAAAACGAUGAAUAUCCCCCACUUCCACCAGCUCAGCAAACUAGACAGUUCAACCAAAGCUUUCAGAUUGGCUUCAAUAAUUAUAGAGGAGUAAACAAGGAACAAAACGCCAACAUGAGCAGUCAAACAUGGUGCAACGAGGAAAGCAUCAACCACAAUGAUAUAAAUGAGGUAAAUGGUAACGAUUCCUCUCCUUUUGACUGUAAUCAUUAUGUUGUGAAUUUAUCUGGACAUUCUUUUUCCAGCAUUGAAUAUGCAAAUGUUUCUAAUGAACAGACAACAGAUGUAAUGGAAAAUAGUCUUGACACUUCAUGUGAAAGUUUUUAUUCAUGCAAUUCAGAAACUGAAUGUAAUGCUUAUAUUCACUUUGAUACAAGUGAUGUGAAUUAUGAGAGCAUGUUCAUACCUCCGUUUAUGAAUGAGCGUGUACUAUAUUUUUCAGAAAUGCUGAAUUUUGUUGUUAAUAAUGAAUAUCAGGAGUUUGUAAAGAAGAAAUAUAACAUUAACUACAACCUAAUCCUGUUAGAAUGGAAAGCUUUACAAGCCUUAAGUAAAAGUAGGGAUAUAAUCUUUAAGCCAGCCAACAAAGGGAAUAAAUUAGUAACCAUGUCAUACACUCAAUAUUUAGCAAUGUGUGAAGAACAUCUUAGUGACAGAGAUGUAUAUGAAAGAGUGGAUAUUAAUGCAUAUGACACUGCAAGAAAAGAAUAUGAAGUGUUGCUAAAUAAGGGCUUUAGGUUAGGAUAUUUCACUGAUAGACAAUCAACACAAAGCCAAACAUUAGAAUCAGUGAACAAACUGGAGGAUUCUCAAAGAGAUAUGAUGCCUCCCACUAAUGGUACAGGACUGCCAUCACAAAAUAAGAUGGAAAAGAAAGUCAGCAGUGAUGUGGUCAGUGAAUGUAGUACAGAAGCAGUCAAUAAAGAACCAACCACCAAUGAGAAGAUACUGAAAACUAUAGAUGUCUGCCAUCUAUCCAAAAAUUUGGAUGCUGGAAGAAUCCAGACUGAUGAUGUCAGUACCUGCGUAACUAAUGAAAGCAGUAACAGCAGUAAGUCGCAUGUUAUGGAAGAAGAUGACAUACCCGCUUGUAUACAUAAUCUGCAAUCUGGAAACAAAGAUGAUCAGAAGAGGAACAUGAACAACACUGAUGAAAAAACUACAGAUGUCAACCAUAUAUCAAAGGACAUGGACAGUGGAAAAACUCUGACUGAUGAUGUCAUAACCACCACAACAAAGGAAAGCACCGACAGCAAUAACUCACAGGCUGCGGAGGCAGAUGGCAUGCUCAGUAGUACAUGUAACCUGCAGUCUGGAAACAAUGAUGAGCAGAAGAGGAACAGGAACAACACUAAUGAAAAACAAUCAACACAAAACCAGGUAUUAGAAUCAGUGAACAGACUUGAGGAUUCUCAAAGAGAUAUGAUGCCUCCCACUAAUGUUACAGGACUCCCAUCACAAAAUAAAAAGGAAAAGGAAGUCAGCAGUCAUGUGGUCAGUGAAUGUAGUGCAGAAGCAGUCACUAAGGAGCCAACCACCAAUGAGAAGAUACCGAAAACUGUAGAUGUCAGCUAUCCAACAAAAAGUAUGGAUGUCAGAAGUCUUCAGGCUGAUGAUGUCAUUAUCAGUACGGCUAAUGAAAGCAGUAACAGCAGUAAGUCACAUGUUAAGGAAGGAGAUGACAUACCCACUUGUACACAUAAUCUGCAAUCUGGGAACAAAGAUGAACAGAAGAGGAACGUGAACAACACUGAUGAAAAACAAUCAACUCAGCAACAACUAGAAGAAUUAAUGAAGGAGCAGAAUUAUUCUCACAGAAACAAGACACCUCACACUAGUGAUGAUGAAUGUAUUUCACAAACCCACAGUGAAAAAGAAGGCAGCAGUAAUGUCAUUAGUGAAUGCAUCACAGAAGCUAUCAUUAAGGAAGAGUGCUCCAAUGAGAAGAUACCAGUCAGCGUUGACACUAAAAUUGCAGACAUCAUCACUGCACGAAAGCACAUGAAUUAUGGAAGUACCUUGACUAGUAGCGUCAUCAAUGUGGCAGAGGAAAGCAGCAGUAAAAAUGACCUGCGUGCUGACGACACAGAUUAUAUGCCUUCUGGUAAAUGCGAUAUGCAGUCUGGAAACAAGGACGGACAGAAGAAGAAUACAAACAACACCAAUGAUAAACAAUCAACACAACAGCAAGCAGAAGAAUUAAUAAAAGAUCAACAUGGUCUUCUCAGAGCUAUGACACCACACACAAGUAAUGCUGAACCUGUUUCACAAACCCAGACAGAAGGCAGCAGUCAUCUGGUUAGUAAAUGCAGCACAGAAGUUAUCAUUAAAGAUAAGUGCAUCAAAGAGAAGACAUCGAAAAUUGCAAAUAUCAACCACGUAUCAGUGGACACUGAUGUUGGAAGUAGCAUGACUAAUGUUGCUGUUAUCAGCACAACAGAGGAAAGCAGCAACAGAGAUUGCCUACAUGCUGAGGGCGCAGCUGAUAUGGCUUCUUUUACAUAUAUUCAGCAGUUUAGAAGCAAGGAUGAACAGAAGAAUGUUAACAACAUUAAUGAGAAACAAUCAACACAACAAAAAGUAGAAGAAUUAAUAAAAGAGCAACAGGAUCUUCUGAGAGCUAUGACACCACACUCCAGUAAUGUUGAACCUGUUUCACAAACCCAAACAGAAGAAGGCAGCAGUCAUGUGGUUAGUAAAUGUAGCAUGGAAGCUAUAAUUAAGGACGGAUGCACCAAACAGAAGACAUCAGUCAAUUCUGACAAUAAAAUUGCAAAUAUCAGCCACGUAUCAGUGAACACUGAUACUGCAAGUAGCAUGACUAAUGUUGCUGUUAUCAACACAAUAGAGGAAAACAGCAACAGAGAUCGCCUAUGUGCUGAGGGCGCAGAGGAUGUGGCUUCUUUUAAAUGUAAUCAGCAGUUUGGAAACAAGGAUGAACAGAUGAAGAAUCUGAACAACGUUAAUAAGACGGUUUCCACAGCCAACUAUAAUGAAGGGGAUUUGAAUGGAUCAGGAGAACUUAAGGAUGCCAUUUUGUGUGAGGCAAAAAGGGACAACUUGACAGACCACUCGCAGACUACAACUCUCAGCAAUUCUACUGUUCAUCUAAAGCCUGCACAAAAAGAAGAGGAAAGUCCUUAUCUUAGCCCCUGCAUAACAGUGCAAGUAACUGUUCCCAAUAUCCAAGCUACAGAAGACUUAAAGGGAUUCAGUGCUCUGUCCAAUGAGGUGAUUACAUGUGGAUAUGAGGAGGGCACUAACUUCAGUACUCUGUCCAAUGAGGUGACUACAUGUGGAUAUGAGGAGGGCACUAACUUCAGUACUCUGUCCAAUGAGGUGAUUACAUAUGGAUAUGAGGAGGGCACUAACUUCAGUACACUAUCCAAUGACGUGAUUACAUGUGGAUAUGAGGAAGGCACUAACUCAAAUGAGCUACAUCCUGCAGAGACAUCUAUUAUAUUAAAUAAUCAAUGUAGCUUGGACACUGAACAUGAGGAUGAAGCAGUGAAGAAACUGCACAGCACUGAAAAUAAAACUUCUACAGCACUUCAUGAUGGAGAACGUUUGAACAGACUAGAAGAAGUGAACAAUACAAUUUGCUAUAAGAAAGAAAUGGACAUUGAAUCACACUCCUCAAAAACUGCAGUCCCAGACACCAUCACGUACAUUCAGAGUUCUGCCCUGGAAAUACCGUUAAAACCUUAUAAUGAUUCAGACAACUUCCCACAUAAAGCCCAAGUAUCACAUUAUAAGGAUUGUACCCUGGGUGGACUAGGAGAAAAAGAUGAUGAUAUUUGCCCCAAAGAAGAAAUGAACAUCACACCAGACUCCACAAAAGCAAGAAUCUUGGAGAAUUCUGCUAUCAGCCAAACCAAUGCACAGGGGGUUCAGGAAAACAUUCUUAAUGUCUUAAGCAACUUGAAGCAGGUGAGUAACAGAGCACUAGUAAAAGAAAUGCAAGCUCCAUUUCAAAAACAGGCCAUAAAAAGCAAUAAAGGAGGAACUAUAUUACCUGACCUAGCAGAUGAUGAGAAAAAUAGUGUUGCCACUGGUUCUGGUGAAUGCCACCCAGAAAAAGAACAACCUGAAACACAGCCUGAGGAAAAGGCUUUCAACAUUUAUAAAGGAUCUGGACACUGGACUACAGCAAAGCAACAGAGAGAUUCUAAUCUUCCAAUGGAAGAAAUAAGGUAUACAUUGAGUUCACCACAGUUGAAAGACCUGGAGUGCAAUGAUGUAAUUGGUAGUCCAGAUGGGAGAAAUGAGGAAAUAUGUGCUGGAGAAUCAGGAAACACAGAAAAAAGAGCAGAUUCCCAGCAGCUUGAUGAAGUAUGGUUGAGCACAUCAGAAAAAUGGAAUGAAACUGAUAACCUGAAGGAGGAAGCAAUUGACACAUCAGACACCUCAUCAACACAAGAGCCAUAUGAUAUAAUACAAAGCCCUGUACAGGGAAACUAUAAGACUUCCACAAGCUCCUUAAAUGACAAUGAGCAGAUUCUUGUCAAAUUUUAA